AUGCGUCCGCAUCUCGCAAAACACAUCAAACACAUACGCAGCACCUACGGUCUAGGUCGGGCGAUGCAGGACUGUCUAUGGACCAAGAACGCGAUGAGGAAAGCAAUCGAUGCCGGCCAGCCUGCCAUGGUGGAACGUCUCAGUAAUUCUCACAUGGCCGAUCUUUGGACCAAAAUGUUCAAUGAUACUCCAGCGCAAGCACAGAUAAUGCUCUUGCUUUGGUUGAGUCCAAACGUAUCAGAGUUGACCCUCUAUACCUACGACGGCCCGCUGAGCCGAAUCCUCGGCCUCGAACUUUCGUCCAACGUACCCAAUUUCCACAAAUACGCGAAACUCGACACCAUCAAUAUCGAUGGAGUCAACGAAGAUGACGAUGUAGCACAUCCUGCUUACCCAGAGCCUGAGUCAACCCUGCAACCGUGCCGGUCACUCUCGGAUUUCCGCUUUAGAGCAGCUAACAUGGCAUUCGACCGCAUGAGCGAGGAUGAAAUCACACAUUUGGAUUUCGUGGGCAUCUGCGAAGCCCUUAUGCCAAGCAAACAAACGCUACGAUAUCUUUACUUGUCUAUGGGAAACGGUCCUCAUACAGUACGAAAUGUGGGCACCUACAACACACUUGCAGCUGGCACGUUGAAGGAGUUCGACAGACUCGAGACUCUGAUUGUGCCUGCUGCAAUUUUGACGAUAACAUCCGAAAAAGUUGACCCUGACCUGGAAAACUUUCACUUUCAAGAAGACAAUUUGCAGAUAAUCGACCAUUUACCCGCUUCCGUCGUCUUAUUGGGCCUUAGCAACGAUCAAACAGGACAAUUCUUCGAGGAGAAUGACCAUAAGUGGUUGGCGAGAGAGGCUGCUGCGCAGUUGGCAAGAGGCCUGGUGCAAUUGCCCAAUCUUCAAGCAGUACACAUCUUAGAAUCGCAAUCGUCGCAGAUAGUUUAUCCGAGAGAGCUUCAAGAUCGUUGCGUGGAAGACGAGAUAGAUUUCGUCAUAGAGAAGUGGAUGGAGGACGAUCGGCUCAUGGUGAAGCAUUAUGGGAUCACUACGUAG
This is a messenger RNA of Alternaria arbusti, 1047 nucleotides long. RefSeq lists its product as uncharacterized. The transcript has 2 exons. Bases 1 to 1047 code for a protein of 348 amino acids. The record is from RefSeq and is a predicted model, not a curated record. NCBI's taxonomy places the organism in Eukaryota, Fungi, Ascomycota, Dothideomycetes, Pleosporales, Pleosporaceae.